AUUGCGCUUUAGAAGCUCCGUAAUCCAGAAGGAUGCUGGUGGGAAAUGCCUGUCGACAGAGAGGACGAGAUUUGUCAAAAAGCGCUAGAACUCUUAUCUGAUCUUUGUUCUAAGGGGGAGGUUCAGAACGAAAACUGUUUGGAUUUCAUUUAUUAUUUCCGAGACCUUGCCAGGCCGAGGUAUUCGGACUCAGACAUAUCCAUUAGCCUGCUGUCAUUGGUGGUGACUGCUUGUGGCUUGGCCCUAUUUGGUGUCUCUCUCUUCGUUUCAUGGAAACUGUGCUGGAUUCCAUGGCGCGAGCGAAGCCUCUCUCCAGGCACCAAGGAGGGUCAUCCUGACCCCCCUCAUCCUCCUCCUCCACCCCUUCAACCCCAGUCCAUCUAUACCGAAGUGGACGCCACCCUCGACCGCCGGAGUAAUGCCCGAAGUUCAGUGGUAAAAGAGACUACUGUGCCGCCCACUCCGGUCUCUCCAGCGGCUCCAGGAUCUCCUCCUGCAAUGCCAGUGCCUGAGGCAGCCCUCAAAAUAAGCCACACUUCACCUGAUAUUCCGCUGGAGGUGGAGUCUAAGACUCAAGAGAAUGGUGUCCAUGGCAACUCACGCAUGCAGAGGCAAAUCACGGAUCACUCCUCGACCUGUGUCAGGCAAAGUUCAAUUCGCCGUCAGAUGAACCAAUCGAACCCUGACUUCACAGUAACCCAGUUCCAGAGGCAGGACUCUCUGACUGGCAUGAGUCUGGGCCAGCUAAAACCAGAACUCUACAAACAACGAUCCCUAGAUGUCGAGGACAACCGAAGCAGUCGAGUGGGCAGCUGUGGACGCCUCCACUUUAUUCUUAAAUAUGACUGUGACCUGGAGCAGCUCAUUGUCAAGAUUCACCGAGCCCAAGACCUCCCUGCCAAGGACUUUUCCGGAACCUCUGACCCAUAUGUGAAAAUCUACCUUCUUCCAGACCGCAAAACCAAGCACCAGACCAAGGUGCAUCGUAAGACUUUAAACCCUGUAUUUGAUGAGGUCUUCCUCUUCCCUGUGGCGUAUGCGGACCUGCCCACAAGGAAGCUGCACUUCAGCGUCUACUAUUUUGAUCGUUUUUCACGCCACAAUAUUAUUGGGCAGGUGGUGGUUGAGAAUUUUCUGGAUCUAGUAGACUUUCCUAGGGAGACGAAACUCUGCAGGGAUAUCCAGUAUGUGUCCUCGGACAAUGUGGAUCUGGGGGAUUUGAUGUUUUCUCUAUGCUAUCUGCCCACUGCCGGACGACUGACCAUCACUAUGAUCAAAGCACGAAAUCUGAAAGCCAUGGACAUCACUGGAGCUUCAGAUCCUUAUGUGAAAGUUUCUCUGAUGUGUGAUGGACGGAGACUGAAGAAAAGAAAAACCUCCACCAAGAGGAACACAUUAAACCCUGUGUACAAUGAGGCCAUAGUGUUUGAUGUCCCUCCAGAGAACAUUGACCAAAUCAGCCUUCUCAUAGCUGUUAUGGACUAUGACCGUGUAGGUCACAAUGAGGUCAUUGGUGUGUGCCGAGGAGGUAAUGAUGCUGAGGGUUUGGGCAGAGAACAUUGGAAUGAAAUGUUGACAUACCCACGCAAACCCAUCGCACACUGGCACCCUCUCAUCGAGUAUCACAGUACUGGAGGGGGAAGCCAGGGAGGUUCCUGUAAUUCCCUGAAGGCUCCACCAUCGCCAUAGCCUGAGGUCCAAGUUCUCAUAUUUAGACCAACAACAGAAGAGAAUUCAUGCACAAGAUGUUCUGUCCUGGGAUCCAGAGGCCCAAAAUCAGAGAGCUCCAGUUGGCUGUUCCUGACAACAAAGGGGAUAGUGUGCCAUUUUUUUCUACCUGUUCACUUGGAAGCCCUUCCACUGCAUGGGAAUACUUGAUUGUUUCAGCUGCAUGUUGAGUGGUCACAUACUGUAUGGUUAUUUUGUGCUACUCGUGGUGAUUUGGAAAAGACC
Messenger RNA from Sinocyclocheilus anshuiensis, 1953 nucleotides. Its product is annotated as synaptotagmin-9-like. Gene Ontology annotation, biological process: calcium-ion regulated exocytosis. The transcript is spliced from 7 exons. Lineage: Eukaryota; Metazoa; Chordata; Actinopteri; Cypriniformes; Cyprinidae. Gene Ontology annotation, cellular component: plasma membrane; exocytic vesicle; dense core granule. The record is from RefSeq and is a predicted model, not a curated record. Gene Ontology annotation, molecular function: calcium ion binding; calcium-dependent phospholipid binding; clathrin binding. Bases 46 to 1689 code for a protein of 547 amino acids.